GUGCUCCAAGAAGCGAACCCUGAAGGAAAGAGCAGAGAUGCUAGGGAUCACGAGCCCGUAUUCUGGAUCUCGAUUGAGUUCUCGCAGACGCAGAUCGCGUUCUUGGAUCGCAUGGGCCAAGUCGGCUUUAAGGUAGUGGACGACUUCGCUUGCCGCGAGCGUGGCUAUGCCAACCCAGGUUCAAUGUACGAAUGCUACAGGUUCGAAAAAGCACCUCCUCUCUGGAUCUGA
Symbiodinium necroappetens is the source of this 231-nucleotide messenger RNA. The record is from the annotation of a GenBank genome assembly. NCBI's taxonomy places the organism in Eukaryota, Dinophyceae, Suessiales, Symbiodiniaceae.